Messenger RNA from Nyctereutes procyonoides (raccoon dog), 7944 nucleotides. RefSeq names its product plexin domain containing 2 (gene PLXDC2). The transcript is spliced from 15 exons. The record is from RefSeq and is a predicted model, not a curated record. Bases 13 to 1602 code for a protein of 529 amino acids. Lineage: Eukaryota; Metazoa; Chordata; Mammalia; Carnivora; Canidae.
GGCGGCGGCGGCAUGGCGAGGUUCCCGAGGGCCGACCUGGCCGCGGCAGGAGUUGCGUUACUUUGCCACUUUUUAAUGGACCGGUUUCAGUUCACCGAAGGGGAGCCUGGAAACCAAAUCAAUGAUUGGCAAUAUCAAGUUGCUCAGGUCUUCCCACAAACAGAAGAGGAAGUGGAAGUGGACACACAUGCCUUCAGCCACCGGUGGAAAAGGAGCCUGGAUUCUCUCAAAGCUGUAGACUCGAACCGUGCAAGCGUGGGCCAAGACUCCCCAGAGCCCAGAGGCUUCACGGACCUGCUACUGGAUGAUGGGCAGGACAACACCACCCAGAUUGAGGAGGACACAGAUCAUAAUUACUAUAUAUCUCGGAUAUAUGGUCCAUCUGAUUCUGCCAGUCGGAGUUUGUGGGUGAACAUAGACCAAAUGGAAAAGGACAAAGUGAAGAUUCACGGAAUAUUGUCCAAUACUCAUCGGCAAGCUGCAAGAGUGAAUCUGUCCUUUGAUUUUCCAUUUUAUGGCCAUUUCCUACGUGAAAUCACUGUGGCAACUGGGGGUUUCAUAUACACCGGAGAAGUUGUACAUCGAAUGCUAACAGCCACACAGUACAUAGCACCUUUAAUGGCAAAUUUUGAUCCCAGUGUAUCCAGAAAUUCAACAGUCAGAUAUUUUGAUAAUGGCACAGCACUUGUUGUCCAGUGGGACCACGUACAUCUCCAGGAUAAUUACAACCUGGGAAGCUUCACAUUCCAGGCAACCCUCCUCAUGGAUGGACGUAUCAUCUUUGGAUACAAAGAAAUUCCCGUCUUGGUCACACAGAUAAGUUCAACCAAUCACCCAGUCAAAGUGGGGCUGUCUGAUGCAUUUGUCGUAGUCCACAGGAUCCAGCAAAUUCCCAAUGUCCGAAGAAGAACAAUUUAUGAAUACCACCGAGUAGAGCUACAAAUGUCAAAAAUUACCAAUAUUUCAGCUGUGGAGAUGACCCCAUUACCUACAUGUCUCCAGUUUAAUGGCUGUGGCCCCUGUGUAUCCUCUCAGAUUGGCUUCAACUGCAGUUGGUGUAGUAAACUUCAAAGAUGUUCCAGUGGAUUCGAUCGCCAUCGGCAGGACUGGGUGGACAGCGGAUGCCCUGAAGAGUCCAAAGAGAAGAUGUGUGAGAACACAGAGCCAAUGGAAAGUUCUUCUCAAACCACCACAACUGUACAAGCAACAACCACAAAAUUCAGGGUCUUAACGACCACCAGAAGAGCAGUGACAUCCCAGCUGCCCACCAGCCUGCCCACAGAAGAUGAUACCAAGAUAGCACUACAUCUAAAAGAUAAUGGAGCUUCUACAGAUGACAGUGCAGCCGAGAAGAAAGGGAGCACCCUUCAUGCUGGCCUCAUUGUUGGAAUUCUCAUCCUGGUCCUCAUUAUAGUAGCAGCCAUUCUCGUGACUGUCUAUAUGUAUCACCAUCCAACGUCAGCAGCCAGCAUUUUCUUUAUUGAGAGACGCCCAAGCAGAUGGCCUGCAAUGAAGUUUCGAAGAGGUUCUGGUCAUCCUGCCUAUGCGGAAGUUGAACCAGUUGGAGAGAAAGAAGGUUUCAUUGUAUCAGAGCAGUGCUAAAAUUUCUAGGACAGAACAGCACCAGUGCUGGCUUACAGGUUGUUAUUACGCAGAUUGAUGCACAGAUGUACAGAUGUACAGACUUUCAAAACUUACAUCAAUGUAACUCAUAUGAAGCACAUCCUUGGUUCAGUCUCAGCACAAAUUUGCAUCCGGAGGAAGAAAAGCAUCAAUCCUAAAAGCAUUCAAAGACAAUCAAAUCAAUACACUUCUUGAGAAAACGCCAAAGGAAAUUGCUCAAUUUUUCCUCCAUCUUAAUAUUUUCUCUUAGUAUUUCCCCUCUGUCACAUCUCUCCCAACUUUGACUCCUCUGCCAUGAAAGAGGCCCUGUGAGUAUCCUGUACCUAGCACAAAUCUUUAUUCUGUAGAGUCACUUAGCCUCUCUAGUUCCUUGUGAUUUCCUAGUUUACUCUUUGUAGCAAUGAGAAGCCCAGAAGCUGACCACCAGGCUUUUCUUUAGAAGGAAAUACCUCAAAUAAAUAAUUUUAAAUAGUUGUUUUAUCCCUGUAACACAAAUAUAAGGGGCCAAUGCAUUAAAAUAUAAAAAUAUGUGGAGCUUAAUUGGAACUAUAGAAAUUAGCAAAUGCAAAUAAGAGGAUUACUAUUCUUUUAAAUUAUACUACUACGCAGAUAAUAUAUAUUCUGAUUAGUAUAAUUUAUUAGUUUCUGAGGCAAAAAAUCCUUAAUGUUAUUACCUUUCGUGAAGAAGUAUAAAUUUUGUUAUGUACUCUUGUGUCUGUUGCCCGUUUGAGAAAAUGUUUUGCUAGAAUCCAUGCCUUGAUUCAAGAAACUUUCCUUCCAUGAUAAGAAAUGAGUUUUUAAAUAAGACUGAGAAAGAGAUCCUAUUGUCAUGGUUUCUUCCUCCUGUAACAUGUUAUUUUGCCUUGUAUUUCUGCAGGUAUUUUUCAGAUAUUUUAUUACAAUGAGCUUUACUAAUUCCCAAAGAUUUCUCUAGCUCUAACUUUCCCAUCCUAUCCUGUGUUUUGGCAUCAGUCCAUAGGCCAGAAUUACGGCAGGUCAUCUAACCCAAGCUUAUCAUCUUACAGAUCAAAAACACUGAUGCCCAGAAAGAUAUGAUAAUUUUCCCUGUGUCAGAAUUGUGUGUUGAACUUAAAACUCCUGACUGGUCAUUUCUGUUACCACUUUUCUUGCCUUGGUCAGCAAUUAAGGCCAACCAACCAGCUUAGAGGGCUAAUUUCAUCUGUAGUAUUGACUAUUCUUAUAGAACGUGGACAAUCUUCCUCUAUCAUGUUCAUGUAUGGUACCAUCUUUAUAACAACCAGUGACUUCAGGCUCCAGCCAUUACAGUGUCUUUAUUUGGUUUUGCAUGUCCCUCACCCCUCCCUGUGGUCAUCUGUCAGCAAUACUAUUUUUUCUCAUUUAAAAUUGUUCUACCUUUGUUUCGUUUCUUCCCAAAUAUAUCUGAAAACUAAGACUCUUCAUAGCCUGUUUUAUUACAACACAAUUUUUAUUUGCUUUUUAAACUGUUUGAACAUUUUUGUCCUAGGAAGGUUUUCUUGAGCAAAUAUUGUGAGGUCUGUGGCAUUACCUAUUAUAUAUUCAUAUUAUCUUGUGUUUGUAAAGCACUUUACAUUUUGUGGAGCACUUUGACUCAUCCCUUUAUUUGUUCACUCAUCCAGCCACUCAGUUUACUUAAAUGUUUAUUGAGCACCUACUGGAACCAAAUUCCUCUACUGGACCUUGUGAUAUAUAGAGAUAAAUACAAGUAGUGAGAGUUCAGGCAUGUCAACUGAUAAUUGUAAUAUGAUGGAAUCCUCAAACACAAUUUUACAAGUGGGUCAGACCAAUAUAACUCCAUCCAAUUCCCAAUUCCAGUAGUCUACUAUAUGUAGAUAGGGAGGUAUCAAGUAUGUUCCCGAAGACUGUUUCAGAAAUACAGUACAUCGUUGCACAUUGGUGCUGUUUGCUCUAUUUCUAAUGAUUUGCAAAUUUCAUUCGUGAGAAGAGUGACUCAUCCAAAGUUGUCCCAGACCCAGGAGGACUUCCCAGGUCACUUGAACUUCUUCAGACUAGAUGUAACAGUUCUCUUUUCUUGUACCAAUAUUUUCUGAAUUUUCAACAUCAUAGUUUUAAGGUUUUCUGGAAGCACCAGUGUAUCAAAGAAGCAUUUGCACUUUAGGUGUGUGUGGUUGUUAUGUCACAAGCUUUCUCAAUUUCAGGAUUAAUUCUUUGUGGGAGGGUAAGAUGGAAAUAGUUCCAUGCAUUGUAGGGCAUAUUUGGCAGCUUCCAGGCAGAACAGCUUCUGUUGACUUUAUGCCCGUAGCACUCUGUCUCUCUGUCUCUCUUUCUCUCUCUCAUACACACAUACACACACACACACACACGCACGCACGCACACACAUGAACUAUGAUAACUAAAGAUGUCUCCAAACAUUGCCAAAUGUCCUUGGAUUGGGCUUGGUAAAAGUACCAGAUAAUCUAAUGAGCAAAACAUAUGAGGGAAAAAAAAGAAAGGUUUCUCUUUUUCUUUUUACUUAAACUUUAUAAUAAAUAGGGUUUUUUUUCUAUUUCCAAUAAGACUUGGAAUCAUAAACUGUUUGAAUUAGAAGGGACUGUAAAAGUUACUAGUUCAGUUACAACCCACCAUCAUCCUUAUCUAUUUCCCCAUCUCUCAGCUUUACAAAUUUAUUGAGAGAUCAGAAGAUUGGUUAUCUCUGGAAACUUGGAAACUGACUUUUUCAUAGUGAGAGAUAAGUCUGUUUGGUAAUUAUGCCUUGCUGCUAUAAUAGUACCUGCUGUGAUUUUAGCUUCAGUAUGGGGACUCUGGGUCAUACAACUUCAGUAUCCCAAUCUCUGCUUUCAGGAGUUUUCUUUUGGUCAUUUCACACAUCUGUAAAUCUUAGUCUUUCAUCUUUGCCUUCAAAAUAUGUAUGGAAGUUGAAGCUUGGUACAUCUAAAUUCAAGUAUAUCUGGAUGAGCUUUUUAUUUCUGAUACUCUGAUAUUUCCAUUUCUGUAUCUGAUUUUUUAUUAUCCUUCUAGAAGAAAAAAUUGACUGUCUCAAGUAAUUGAAAAUUGGAAUUUUGAGAGUCAGAAUGUUUAAAUCUGUCAAGCCAAAGUUCCUACUGAUUUGAUGUGCCUUAAGUCCGUUUUCCUGUUGGGUCAGUGAUUUCCUAUGGGUAACCGUGAGUCAAGUCAGUUGUGCUUGUGUCUAUCUGCACCAGUUAGAAAACUUGAUGGAGUUUUAGCAAAGACAAUCCCUCAGGAAUAUUCCUAGAAUAACAACAAGCUCCCAACUAGAAUAGCAGGCCUCCCUUGAUUCCUUUUCUAACAGACCACCCCAGACUUUGCAAGCAUUCUUAAUCAUUUACUAAAAGUUGCUACUAUGACGACACAAUUGAAAGCCUUGAUUACCCCUUUGUCUAAGGCUAUAGAAUAAUUGAUGAGCACGCAUAGAGUGAGCUCUCUCAAGACAAUCCUAGAAACCAGAAAGCUUCAGCCCAGGAGACCCUUGAGCACACCUCUACCACGAUCCUAUCAGACAGUUUGAUGUUACAUAAUAUUUUGAUUAAGCUGAUCUUCUAAUCUCAGUCGAAAUUGGAAUGCAUCUGCUGAUUGUGACCUGACAUAACUUUUAAACCAUCCACUGCCCAUCACUAUCACAGUGAUUAUUGCAAAGAAGUAAAAUGGUAAUUUUUUUAAGAUGGUAAUUAUUCAAGUAAAAUCACAUAAUUUCUUGAAUCACUUCCCCCUGACAAGUUUAUGAAGUACAUCAUCAUUGGCUUCUCAGUAGCACAUUUAUUAUGAAUGACCAAAUUAUGUCUAGAGAAAUAAGUGCUCAAAACAUGUCAUUGUAAGUGAAUUUCCAGGUGACUGUUGACAUUAAAAGAUUCUGUUACUUCAAAUCCAGAAUAAAAGGCUGGGGGGAAAAGUAAUGUAAAUCAUAUGCUGGUCCUCGUCUUUUUCUAAUUUCUAAAAUUUACUAACAUCUGAGAAUUACUAAAAAAAAAUCUCCUAAUGGAAUAAAGCAAAACAAUUUAAGUUGGCAGAUAGUGAUAUAUCUAUCUUGAUUCUGGUUGAAAGUCUCAGUGACUUCUCUAAUUCCUACUAGUGUGUUACUUUUAAAAAGAAUCUCUCUUUUCCCUAGCAUUACAAAAACUAUAUAUUCAUGACCAAAAUACCACUUAAUGAUCAUGAAGCUAUAAACCUUUUGCCUAUUACACAGAUAAAUAGCAUGAAACUAAUUUUAGAAGUUUGCUAUAUGAGGACAGGUAUAAACAUAGGAGCAGGUGGGUGGGUAUAUUCAUGGAAAAAAUAAAGAUUGAUAUAGACCAUCAAGCAGAAUUUUCACCUUCUUCAGAGCAAUGUACAGAUCGAUAGUAGAUGAAGAUCAGCUCACAAUUAGGUCAUUCAGACACUCAUACACUGGGGCACAAAUCCUGCAGGUUAUCCUAGGAAGCAGGUGACAUACAGAAAGUCACAAAUGUCCUCAAUCUAACUCAACUAUCAUCCACCUAUACUUCUCCCUAUGGCACAAUACGAAAGCCAUGAAGGCCCCUGCUCUAGGAAAUUGGGUUACUUAUGGUCAAGUAGGGACCAAAAAGAGGGUUUUCCAUUGAUCUUCUCUGACCUUCAAGGCAAGUGCUUUGGUUCCCCUGUACCAGAGACCAUGAGACAGCCAACCACACACAGGCAAUAAAAGUACAAUAAAAAGAAAAUAAUUUUCUUGAGGAAAAGAGAAGAAAUGAUUCUUUCAACUGCGGACCUGUUGCUGAAUCUUUGUGAGGUUUGACCAUCUCGGGACCAGAUUCAUGUACUAUUAUCAAGACAUAUGGUCAAGUUCAAGCAACUACUUGUAAGGUGAUUUGAAUAAAAACAUGCUCAGAUUGUCAUAUUUAUAGCAGAGAAAUAAAAACCCAAAUUAAGUGUCCUCCACCAGUUUACUCUGAAAAUACCAUCAAAGUGAAGUCAGAGCUUUCCUUGCUGAGAACUGUUAAAAUCAUUUUAGGGAAAUGAAUUAAGGUUCUUUAGACAUAGACAUUUUGUGUACAUUAUAGCUAAACCUCAGGGCCCUAGCUGAGAAGGAGAAAGUCUUUUCAUAGGUUGGUCAAAACAAAUCUCUCAUUUGCCUCAUUUGAGACAUUUGGACAGUGCCUGGGAAGUACAUUAUUUUCAAGGGAAAAAAAGACAGCCUUUUUUGCAUGCCAGCUGGGAUCAUGGGAACUUCCAAUGCCAGGAAUUUACUACUGUUUCUGGUAAUUCUGCUUGUAGUCAUCUGAAAUGUUGAAGUGUGAAAGGAGAAGUUGGGCACCCGGGGGGGCUGUCUGUGUUUUAUGCCAGUUGCACCAGUGCACAGAAUAUUUGUAAAUGCACUUCCAAGUGGGUAUAAUUGUACCCUUUGUCAGAAUCACAAAGCUCACUGUGGUGCUCCUGAGAGAGAACAUUGGGGGAAAAUCUGACCCUCUAAAGCCAGUCAACCCCAUACAAAAGGAAAGACUGUGUGGGUGAGCACAGCACAUUUGCAAAAUUGUUUCUCACUGUUUUUCCAAAGCGCUGUACUCAAAUCAAGGAUGCGUCUUUCAGGUGAAGGUUAAUUUUGCAGAGGUUUUCCAAAACUUCAUUUAGAACAGGGUUUGGAAAACUGAGCACUUUAAAUUUGCUCCAGUCCUCUGGGCAUCAUUCCUAUUUCCUCUGCCCUGUCAGUGAGACAUUCCGAGCUGCAUUCUUCCACGAUCAAAUAACAUGCGCAUUCUUCAUGAUGACCUCACGCUUGACGUACCUGAACCUGCAAAUGUAAAAAAUGAUUGUACAUGAAUUUGCACUAAUGGUGUCUGAUAGCAGAAAAGGUAUGACCUUUAUUGAAACCUACUGCUUCAAUUCAAGAAUUCAGAUGCUAUGUACUUCUGCAAGCUUCCUGAUUAUUUUCUCUGUAAGAUUAAUUAUCUGAGUUUGAAUCUAUUUCCUUAAAGUUCAUUAAUUUGCCAUCUCUUUUACCUGGGGAUCGUUAUGAUUGCAAUAAUUCAUUAAAGUUUUCCUCAUGCAGCUACUACUUAAGCCAAGUUUUUCUGCAAUUCUGGUUCUGCCUACAGUAUGUGGGAAAUCUUCAAAAAUUUUUUUUCCUAGUAAUAAUUUUGUAAGAAAGCCGGUUUAUCGACUGUGAUGGUGGCACAGUUCGUCUUAAGAAGUCUGGAAGCUGGUGGUGACCAAAUGUUAUCUGUGUUCUCUCUGUUGAUUGCUAUUUUCAGAAUUAAAUCCUGUUUUUUCACUUGCAGUUGGAGUCAACAAAUUUGGGAUUUUAGAAGGGGAAGAAGGGAACAAUUUGUGUAAUACUGCUGUCAUAUUUGACUACAUAUUAAAAACAAUAAAUGAUCAUUUUGUUUUAA